This is a messenger RNA of Aureococcus anophagefferens, 1617 nucleotides long. RefSeq lists its product as hypothetical. The transcript has a single exon. Lineage: Eukaryota; Pelagophyceae; Pelagomonadales; Pelagomonadaceae. The coding region runs from base 1 to 1617 and encodes 538 amino acids. The record is from RefSeq and is a predicted model, not a curated record.
AUGCAGGGGGAGCGCAUGCUGAUCCGCAACUCGGACACGGGCCAGAUGAUGGAGCUGGACCUGGCCACGGGCGACAUGAAGCCCUUGAGCGACGGCCCGCCGCAGACGCCGACGGCCGACGCGGGCUCGCCGGGGAAGGCCCCGGACUCGCCCGACGACUUCGUCGACUCGUCGCCGGAGAAGGGCGGGAGGAAGCGGCCGAGCUUCAGCGAGUCCAUGUCGAAGAUGCGCUUCAGCCGCCGCGCGGCCGAGGUCGCGGGCGUGUCGCGCGCGACGAAGGACGUCGCCUUCGAGGCGUCCAAGGUCCAGCUCGACGUCACGCUCGAGAAGAUCAAGUUCCUCAAGGCCGCGCUCAAGGAGCAGGAGCGCGCCGCGCGGGCCUACUACGCGGCCCAGGCCGAGGUCUGCGCGCGCGUCAAGGACCUCGCCGCGGGCACGCCGCUCGAGGCGCCCGUCAACGACUACGAGGCGUCGGCGACGGCGGCGCGCUGGGAGGUCGAGACGACGCUCAUGCCCGCCAUGUUCGGCGAGCGGCUCGUCGCCGCCUGCGGGUCCUGGCACGCCAAGCUCGACCGCACGCUGCACACGGAGGUCUUCAGGCGCCAGGAGGCGACGCGCCGCGAGCUCGACCACUACAAGACGAAGCUCGAGCCCAUGCGCCUCGAGAAGGAGAAGCGCGACCUCACGCGCCUCCGGGAGCAGAAGAAGCUCGGCAAGGCCGCCGCGCGGACGCUCGGCAUGGCCGCGCAGGACCCGUCGGCCGCGGGCCGCGCCGCGGACGAGAAGUACGCGCGCAACGCCGUCAAGAUGGAGCGCGCCCAGGCCGCCUACGAGGACGCGACGGCGGCGUCCAUGCGCGCCAUCGACGCGGGCGUCGACGGCCGCUGGGUCGAGCUCGGCGCCGUCGUGACGGCGCUCCUCGAGCUCGAGCUGAGCCUCCCGCACCAGCACGACGCGUGCUCCGCGGGGCUGGGGGCCGUCGAGACCGUGCUCGAGGCGCCCGAGGCGACGCCCCUCGAGGAGCGGCUCCGCGCGGCCGCGGCGAUCCCGGAGCGCGACGACCUGCCGCCGCCGCCGCCGGACACGCCCGCGACGCCCGCGGGCAAGGGCCUCGAGUCGCCGCCGCCGUCGCCGCCGUCGCCGCCGCUCGAGCCGGCGGUCGUCGCCGAGCCGGCGGUCGUCGCCGAGCCGGAAUUCGAGGCGGAGCCGGAAUUCGAGGCGGAGCCGGAGCCGGCGGUCGUCGCCGAGCCCGAAUUCGAGCCGGAGCCCGAGCCCGCGGUCGCGGAGCUUGAGCCCGAGCCGCCGGUCGCCGAGCCCGAGCCGGAGCCCGAGCUUGAACCCGAGCCCGUGGCCGUGGAGCCCGAGCCGGAGCCUGAACUUGAACCCGAGCCGGAGCCCGCGGCCGCGGAGCCCGAGCCCGAAGCGGCGCCGCCGCCGGCACUGCCGCCGCGGUCGCCCCCGGCCCUUCCGCCCCGGCCCGACGCGGCGCCGGAACUACCCGCGCGGGAGGAGGCUUGUUGCGCGGCGGCGGAAGAGCCCGCCAUGCCGGCGCCGCUGGACGAGCCCAUGGACGACGACUCGGAGGACGAGGACGUCGCGGUGGAAUACCCGCUCUAG